AUGCCUCGCAACAGAUCCGCCGGUCGCGCUCCCGCCCCUUCAAGGGCUCCCACCCGUCCCACGGUCCCUGCUUCAAACCCGAUGCCUCAACAGCAGCGUCCGGCGACCACCAUGGCCGGUCCUCAGCACGGUGCUCCUCAACAAAUGGCUCCCGCACCCGCUGCCUCCCAGGGCCCAGGACUGUUCGGCCAGAUGGCCAGCACUGCAGCUGGUGUUGCCAUCGGCUCGUCUGUCGGCCACGCCAUCGGUGGCUUCUUCUCCGGCGGCUCCUCCGAACCUGCUCCCCAGCCCGUACAAGCGCAGGCCACGCAACAGCAGCAGGAAUGGGGUAACAACUGCCAGGCCGCUACGCAGCAGUUCACCAAGUGCAUGGAUGAUAAUAGUGGCAAUAUGCAGAUCUGCAACUGGUACUUGGAGCAGUUGAAGGCUUGCCAGGCCGCUGCUAGCCAGUACUAA
Molecule: messenger RNA, 456 nt
Organism: Pochonia chlamydosporia 170
Lineage: Eukaryota; Fungi; Ascomycota; Sordariomycetes; Hypocreales; Clavicipitaceae
Product: CHCH domain-containing protein
Exons: 2
Coding region: 1-456 (151 amino acids)
Biological process (GO): mitochondrion organization
Cellular component (GO): nucleus; mitochondrion
Source: RefSeq, a predicted model, not a curated record